ACCGGCGGCAUCUUUCUGUUUUUGUUUAUUUUGAAACAAACUCAAAAAUUCUUUAUUCACGAUUUUUGUGCUGAAUUCCUGCAACUACCACAUCUACAGUAACAGAAGAAAAGGAAAUCCCUCAACACAGCAAAAGUAUGGAGGAAGAUCGGAGAUGGGGGUGAUAAGGUCCGCUAUUGGAGAUGCAGUCCUCACUUCCAUGUGGGUUUUUAGCAUGCCGUUACUGAGGAUUUUCACAGGAAUCAUAGCAACCUACCUCAGCGUUCAAGCCAUACCCCUUGCUGAUCUGCUCAUCACCAUCAAUCUCGUUCACUCUCAUGGUGCUCAGUUUCAGCUUAGUAGGCACUCUGUUUGGAGGAGCCAGCUUCAAUCCCACCUCCACCGCCUUCUUCUAUGCCGUCGGCCUCAGGCCGGACUCUUCCCUCCUGUCCAAGGAGGUCAGAUUCCCAACUCAGGCGGCAAGUGGCGUGGCUGGCGCCAAGGCAAUCUUGCAGGUGAUGCCUCAGAAAGUGGGCAAAGUGGUCCCAUGCUUGCACAGGUGGUAGCACAUGUGAAAAAAAAAAAAUAGAACAAAUGGAUUUAACUGCUGACCGUUUAGGACUUAAUGGUGAAGUGACGGCAACAUGAAUGGCGUCAGAGAAGGGACGACAAUGAACCAAAAAAGAGGAGUAGAGGGACAAUGUUUGGCUCUUUAAUAGAGUAGAGGGAUGACA
Molecule: messenger RNA, 713 nt
Organism: Rubroshorea leprosula
Lineage: Eukaryota; Viridiplantae; Streptophyta; Magnoliopsida; Malvales; Dipterocarpaceae
Source: the annotation of a GenBank genome assembly